CCACUAGCUUUAUCUCCGUUUAGCUAAGCUAACAUAACUGUAUACUAUAAAGCAGCUUCAUUGUCUGCCAGCUGAAGCAUACCCACGGUAAGCUCCGGGGAAGAGAACAGGCAGUGUGUUAAGGUGUUCGGUUAGCUAGCGUUCGUUACAAUGUCGCUCGCGCUUAGUGACGCCGUACAAAGGAGCGUUCCACGGUGUUACACAAAGUUAACGGUGUGAGUUAAGUAGCUCUCAGUUAGCUCAGGGUGGCAGCCAGCGGCUCAGCCAGCAGCGUGUUAAAGCCCCUCCACAGACAGCUCUCCUAUUCCAGUCCUCUGCUGGCACUUAACACAGCGACACAUAACCCAAACUUAAAACGACGAGAGGCUGUCAGCGCAGCGCCUUCUUCCAUUUCCUUCAAAACGGGACUACCUGCGCCUAUUUCUUCACGUUUGUGCUUGGGUAUUUUUUUUUUUUUUUUUUUAAACGGCGGAGCUUCAUCACCCGGAGCGUCUGCGCUUUAUCCCCCGAGCAGCCCGAUAAGGGCUGCUGCUUGAGGACAGUGGGGGCUCUCUAAUGAUCCCACCAUUCAUCCGAUGAACCCCCUUAACUCCAUGAAACCCUCCCUGCCUCCCACUCCACAAAGCACUGACGGCCCCUUCCUAAAUGAGCCAGUCUCCUGGCAACCAGGCACCAAUCAACACGCAAGAUCUCUCUCUGUAGUAACCACAGUGUGGGGCGUGACCAAUCCCACACACAGCCAGGUGUUUGGAUCACCCAUGGGCCCCGGCGAGAGUUCUGGUGGUCACAUAAUGCCAGUUGGCAGCCCAGGGAUGGGCGGCAGCAUGGGCUCCCAGUUCAUGGGCCAGCAGUCGUACGGGGACGGCGUGUCUAAAGGCUACGGCCAGCCGGUCAUGUACGGACGACCCAGCACCGCCUACAACCCAGCUUCAGCCUAUGGAGGAAGUUACUCCGGCAACGGCGGAGGCGCGGGCCUGGGCGUCCGCGCCCCCUCCGACUUCACUCAGGCUGCAGCUGCCGCCGUUGCCGCGGCCGCCGCCACAGCCACUGCCACCGCCACGGCAACGGUCGCAGCAAUACAGGAGAAACAGAACCAGGAGCUGAGCUACGGUCAGAUGGGUGGAGCAUCCCCUUACAGCAACCAGUUCCUGUCUCAUUCUGGUCCCCGCGGGCCCCCAGGGAUGAACCACGGCGGGAUGGUACCCUUGAGGCCCGGACUGCCACCUUCCUCAGGUGGGCUGUAUCCCUCUCACCCCGCGCAGGCCCAGAGGAUGCCCCAGCACGCUGGCUUCUCAGGCGGACAGCAGGGCCUCAAGCGACCUUUCCAUUCAGAGGGGUUUCCGGGGCCACAGUACAGCUCCGGAGGGAUCUCUGGGUAUUCCAACCAGCCUGUGCAGUACCCCAGUGGUCCGCAGCAGAGAUGCGCACCGUCACCCUCUUAUCCGUCCAGUCGGAUGCCUCACAUGGGGCCGUACACAUCUGGAACCCACAACCCAUCACAGUUCCCUCCUGGUGCCAGCCAGCCCAAUCCUCCACAGUUCUAUAAGUCAGAGCCUUUCAAUGGCCAGGGCAGUCUACCAUCUGGAGCAGCAGGGGGCUACAAUGCCUUUACACAGGCUGCAGUCAACGGGCCAGGUCGAGGUGCAGUGAUACCUGGGUACCCCAACUCCCCGAUGGGAGGGAACCCCACCCCACCGAUGACCCCAGGGAGCUCCAUACCCCCCUACCUCUCUCCAGGCCAGGACACCAAGCCGCCCUACCUUCCACUGGACUCUAAAGCCAACAUCAGCACCCAGCAGCCCUCCACAGGUAACCCUAGCGACGACCUGCGUCUGACCUUCCCGGUCCGAGACGGCGUGGUGUUGGAGCCGUUCCGAUUGGAGCACAACCUGGCUGUCAGCAACCAUGCAUUCCAGCUCCGAGACUCGGUCUACAAAACACUGGUGAUGAGACCAGAUCUGGAGCUACAGUUCAAAUGUUACCACCAUGAAGACAGGCAGAUGAACACUAACUGGCCUGCCUCUGUGCAGGUCAGCGUUAACGCAACUCCUCUGUCCAUUGAGAGAGGGGACAACAAGACCUCCCAUAAGCCCCUGUACCUAAAGCAAGUGUGUCAACCGGGACGCAACACCGUGCAGAUCACCGUGACGGCAUGCUGCUGCUCUCACCUGUUUGUGCUGCAGUUGGUCCACCGGCCAUCGGUCAGGUCUGUCCUGCAGGGCCUGAUGAAGAAGAGGCUACUGCCAGCUGAGCACUGCAUCACCAAGAUAAAACGAAACUUCAGUAGCGGCACCAUUCCCGGGACGCCCGGUCUAAACGGAGAGGACGGAGUGGAACAGACUGCAAUCAAAGUCUCCCUCAAGUGUCCGAUCACAUUCAGACGAAUCCAGCUGCCGGCCAGAGGCCACGACUGCAGGCACAUACAGUGUUUUGACCUGGAGUCUUAUUUACAACUGAACUGUGAAAGAGGGACGUGGCGGUGUCCUGUGUGCAAUAAAACAGCUUUGCUAGAAGGCCUGGAGGUCGACCAGUACAUGCUGGGGAUUCUGGUCUACAUUCAGAAUUCUGAUUACGAGGAGAUCACCAUCGACCCGGUGUGCGGCUGGAGACCCGUGCCAAUCAAGCCCGACCUCCACAUAAAGGAGGAGCCCGACGGUCCGGUCCUGAAGCGCUGCCGCACAGUCAGUCCGAGUCACAUGGUCCUGCCGAAUGUGAUGGAAAUGAUCGCGGCCCUGGGGCCCGCUUCGUCCCCAUACCAGAGUCUGAGUGCAGGGGGCAGGAACACCCCCGACUACAGCCGGCCAGGAAGCCAGGGAUUCUCCGGACAAACGGGAUUUACAGAUUUCCCCAACACUCCUGGGACCCCGACACUCGGAGAGUACACCUCCUCCGGACCGCAACCCCCCCUCCCCUACCCGUCUGAGCAGGCGACCCACUCUGGAGGAAUGGAGCACUCGCACGGCAGCAUCCUCCAGCAGCACGUAUCGGGGGUCCACAACAACCAGAGUCUUGGCGAGGCCAGCAGCCCGUUAGCACAGAGGAGCUCAGCCACACAGAACUCACGGCUGCAGGGCGAAGGCUCCUUUGGUCUGGGAGGCCCUGGAGGGGAGGGGGCCGAUCACGCGCUGGAUCUUCUUCCCGAGCUGACCAACCCAGAUGAGCUGCUGUCGUACCUGGGCCCCCCCGACCUCCCGAACAACAGCAACGAUGACCUGCUGGCACUGUUCGAAAACAACUGACGUGUGGACGGCGCCGAAGAGGUCCGCCUGGCCCCCCGUCUGCACCCGCUUCAGCGUGUGCGUGCAUACCAGUGUUUUUGUUCGUCUCUUGUCUUUUAAGUGUCCUACUGUACUAUGAGGUCCUUUCAGUGCAGUGUGGAGGUGCAUGAAGGAACACGGCGAGUGAAG
Molecule: messenger RNA, 3407 nt
Organism: Poecilia latipinna (sailfin molly)
Lineage: Eukaryota; Metazoa; Chordata; Actinopteri; Cyprinodontiformes; Poeciliidae
Gene: zmiz2
Product: zinc finger, MIZ-type containing 2
Exons: 20
Coding region: 576-3239 (887 amino acids)
Biological process (GO): regulation of transcription by RNA polymerase II; protein sumoylation
Cellular component (GO): chromatin
Molecular function (GO): SUMO ligase activity; zinc ion binding
Source: RefSeq, a predicted model, not a curated record